AUGGGAUCGUUCUGCCCGAACACGACUGGGGCAGAGCGAAUUUUGGGAACUGUUGCGGGGGGAACGCUGGGGUACCUGGUGUAUGAGGUUGGUCACCGGCUGUGGGACCCUGACACCCGCACGGAUGGAAUCACGCUGAGCGUGGCGGCCGCACUGGUGGCCUUCAGCGGCAUAGUGCUGGGCAAGGCGUUCAACCUGGCCUACUCCGCCAAGCUGUACGCCAUCGCAUUCCUCAUCGUCACCUUUGGCGCGGUGGACGAGCAGAGCACGGACACCAGCGUAUUCCUGCUGGGGGCCAUGCGCGUGACGGGCAUCGCCAGCGGAGUGCUGCUGUCGGAGCUGUACGCCGUUCUCAUCUUCCCCAAGAGCGCCACUCAGGAGGCGGUCGCCAAGAUGAAGACGGCCAUGCAGAAGCUGGGCGACCUCAACAGGCUCGUCUGGGAGCACGGCCCCUGGAAUCCCUCUCAGGGGCUGGCAGAGGCUCCGCCAAGGCGUGCCGAUGGGUAUGCACCGCUGGCUGGCAAGGACGAGUCGCUGGAGGACUUGGUGAAGAAGCAUGAGGAGUUUGAGGCGCAGUCAGAGAAGGUGCUGAUGGAGGUCUACGAUGCCCUGUACAAGGUGGAGGAGCAGGUGCCGCUGGCUGCGGCGGAGAUCUACCUGUGCACAUGGAGGGGCACGCUCAUUUUCCUGCCGGGGCUGCCCUGGUUCCCAAUGGGCAAGUGGCACCUGCCCGCCAAGGAGAUGGAUGUCCUGGCCACCAGCCUGCGCAAGAUUGCGCGCCUGCUUUGGGCCCUGCACCUCUCCUUCCUGGACGGCUUUGAUGAGAACAUGCUGAACCUGCUGAAGCAGCAGUACCCCAGCCAGCUCAUGCCGCAGCUGGCAGAGACCUCCCAGGGCGCGCUAGAAGCCGCCGCCGCUGCAUUCCCCAGCAAACGCCGCGUCGACGAGUCCAACCUGCAGCUGUUUGUGAACGCUGUGGAGGGGCUGAUGCGCAUCUCAGACUUCCAGCGCCGCCGCAUCCUGCAGCUCAUCAAGCAUUUCCGCGUGGUCAGCACAAAGCGCCGCACGCUGGCACGCGCCUUCUCCGCCCGGGACGCCGUCCGCCGCCGCGCAGCCGGCUCCUCGGUUGACGCCGGCAGCCCCUUGCGUAUUGCCGCCUCCAUGCCUGAGCCCUCCGCUCUACGCCAGGAGCCAGAUGUUGAGCAAGGUCUGAGCUCUCGCAAUCUUGAUCGGGGAGCAUACAGCAGGGCUCGUCCUGCGGACCUCCCACCAGUGCCAGAGCGGCAGCGCAGCGAUGCGGCGACUAAGGAUGACGUGAUGAACCGCAGCAACACUGAGGAGAUGAUGCUGGGCAGUGGCAGCGGGGACGAGGAGCGUCCGCAGGGGCUGGAGCAUCGCGGGCGGCAGUCCAGCAGCCUCACAGAAGCGCUGGCAGCCGCAGCCGCAAGCCCCACAUCCCCAGCACUGCCGGCUGGCCAGGAUCUGGCCCAGCCUCUGCAGCGGCGGCCGAACAGCAUGAGGGAUUUGGACUGGACCCUCAACCGCAGCUAUGUGGGCACACCUAUUGAGGCGUUUGGGGAUCUGCCUGAGGGGCUGCACAUCGCCAUGGGGGAAGCCGGGGACAGCGCGGCUGCAGCAGAGCUUUUGAACGGCGGGGCAAAGCAGCAAGACUUCAAGAGGCUGCUGACGAUGCGGCUGCAGAGGGUCGAGUCGUCUGAGCUGAUUGAGUUUCCUGAAAAUGAAGAGGGCUACCUUGGGAAAAUUCGCUGGUAUUCCUUCCAGUUUCUCAUGCAGGAUUAG
This is a messenger RNA of Coccomyxa subellipsoidea C-169, 1800 nucleotides long. RefSeq lists its product as hypothetical. Lineage: Eukaryota; Viridiplantae; Chlorophyta; Trebouxiophyceae; Coccomyxaceae. The record is from RefSeq and is a predicted model, not a curated record. The coding region runs from base 1 to 1800 and encodes 599 amino acids. The transcript has 13 exons.